AUAGCACAGCACCAGAUGGGCGGGUGGGCGUGGGCGUGGGCGUGGGUGUGCGUGUGGGUGUGGGGGUGCGUGGCGGAGGUGGGGGCGGGCGUGGGGGUGGGCGCGGUGAAGCUGGCGGAGGAGGAGGACUGUAAGGAGGACAUUAGGACCAUUUGUAAGGACGAGGCCAGGAGUAACUUUGCCGUGCUGGAGUGCCUACAGAACGAGAGGAGAGACUUGCAGGAUGUGGUCAGCAACAAGUGUAAUCAUCUGCUGUGGAACUACAAGAUGAACCUGACUCGCAGCGGCCGGAUUGAGGAGCUGGCCAAGGGUGUGUGUGAGGAGGAACUGAAGAACCAGGACUGUCGGCCGGGUGUUGAGCCAGGACACACCAUCUCCUGCAUGACAGAAAAGCUCAAUGAGAUAAAGAAUGAGCGCUGCCGUCAGUACCUUAUCCGUCUUGCCGCCAUUGUGUUCAGUGACUUCCGUUACGUGAAGAACAUGGUUGACAACUGCCAGGAGGAGAUACAGAACUUCAAGUGUGGCCGUGUGGAGGGGACGGGUGCCGGUAUGAGGGGCCAGGGGAGCGCCGGGGAGGAGGAUGAGGCACCCCCACCCAGAUAUGUGCACUCCCAGGGGGCCACGAUUGAGUGUUUGUCUGUGCACGCGAACCAGCUUGGCGAGGCGUGCCAUAAGCAGAUUCUGAGACUGGCAGAGCUCCAAUCAGACGACUUCCACCUGGACCGCCCGCUGUUCUUCUCCUGCCGUGAGGACCGGGAGAAAUUCUGUGGCAAGGUGCGGAGCGGCGAGGGACGUGUGUACAAGUGUCUCAUCAAGCACAAGACGGACCGUGGCAUGAGCAAGGAGUGCGCCGAGCAACUGUCAAGGCGUCAGAAGCUCACAGUGCAGGACUACAGAGCCAACAGGGGCAUUGUGAGGGCAUGUCGCAGUGCUAUCCAGGAGAACUCAUGCAGGAAGGGAAGCUCCAAUGAUGUGCAUGACGUCAAGCUGUCCAAGAUCCUGCUCUGUCUGGAGAAUGCACUGCGGAAAGGCGCCAACAUAGACGGAUCCUGCCGUGACGAGAUGCUGGCCCACCGCAGACAAUUGAUGGAGGACUACAAGCUGUCCCCGGACCUGGUGGUGGCGUGUCAAAGGGAGCUGGACCAGUUGUGUCACGGCGGCAUGGUGUCUGAGGGCGGCGGGAGGACUCUGCACUGUCUGAUGAAGCAUGCACGGUCACACAAGACUGGCAGGAAGAGAGUUACUGAUGAGUGUAAAAGGGAGCUGGAGAAGGUGGUGAAGGAGACAGACGCUGGGGAAGAUUGGCGUGUGGACCCUGUCUUACACGAAGCUUGCCAUGCUGUUGUCGACUCUUCUUGCAAGGAUGUUAUGGGGGGCAAUGCAAGGGUGAUGCGGUGUUUAAUGCGACACCUGGAGACACCGGAGAUGACGUCAGGGUGUGAGGCGGCACUGCUGGAAAUACAGUACUUUGUCUCCCGGGACUGGAAGUUGGACCCUCAGUUACAUAAGGCGUGUGUGGAGGACGCUACAAGACUCUGCCGCGCCAAGAAGGACUGGGCGGAAAACUCUGCAGAAGGGGUCCAAGUGCUUCCGUGUCUCUUCAGAUAUGUGUACCAUCCCACUGCUGAGCUCAGGCUGAACCCGAUCUGUGGGCAGGAGGUGCAGAGGGUGAUGCAUGAGAGGGCCUCCUAUGUGGACCUGCACCCUGAUAUAGAGAUGGCCUGCAUGGAACACCUGGCCCAGCUCUGCUCCCAAAACACUGGACCCAAGGAAGAAAUGACGUGUUUGCAGGAUAAUCUGGAGAAGCUGGGCAGGGAGUGCAAGGAGGUGGUCAGCAACUACACAGAGGCCGAAGCAAAGGAUGUCAGGCUGAACUCAGAUGUCAUGACCCACUGCUCUGUUCCUGUCACCAAGAUGUGCUCGGAGGUGGCCCAGCAGCGGGGGGGUGAGGGGGACACCACGCUAAUGGACUGCCUCAUCCGACACAAGAACUCUGAGGCCAUGCAGGGACAACUCAAGUGUCGCAUUGUGAUUGAGCACUUCCAGUUGCUGAGUAUGAAGGACUACACAUUUAGCCCCAAAUUUCGAGAGGCUUGCCAGGGAGAUGUGGCGUCCCUUUGUAGCAGAAACAAGCCCAAGAAUAAAGCUGAUGUGAUAGAGUGUCUGAGUGGUCAUGUUCGCAAUGCUGUGCUGCGCGACAUCACACACCAAGUCAGCAGGCAGUGUCGACAACAGCUGCGCCAACAAUUGCUGCAACGUCAUGAGGACAUUCGCCUGGAUCCUAUGCUGCAAAAUGGGUGUAGCAGGGAUAUCGCCAAGUUCUGCAAGGGUGUGGCAUUUGGCAGGGGUGCGGUCCUGGAGUGCCUGCGGACCCACAAGGCGAACAUCAGCAUACAGUGUCACCGCCGGCUGUUUGUGAGGGAGCAGGAGGAGCUACAGGACCCAGGGACAGAUGUGGUGCUGAUGGCCGCGUGUAGGCAAAUGGUUGACCGCUACUGUCAUGAUGUCAACUCAGAGAAACUGCUGCAGUGUCUUAAGAGCAACAAGGAGGCGCUGAAUUUUGAGGGUGGGUGCAGGGCGGUGGUGAUGAGGCGUCUCGUGGAGCAGACCACCGACACUCGCCUCAACCCUGACCUCCUCCGGGCCUGCAGACACGACAUGGCCAAGUUCUGCAGCGGCCUGUUCGAACGAGCCAAUGCAUCCAGUGUGGAGCUCAAUGGCCUGCUGACAGAGUGCCUUAAGGAGCAGCUGCCGACACGCAAGCUGAGUACUCCUUGCCGCAGCCGUGUGGUGUCGCUGGCCCGCACUGCAGCGCUCAACUACCGCAUGGACCCCAUACUGGUGGAACGCUGCCGGUCUGAUAUGAAUGUACUGUGCCAGAACGAGGCAGACAACCACAUGGAGGAGUGUCUCAAGUUGGCCUUCCAGCAAGAGAAGCUCCGAUCUGAGAAGUGUCGCCUGCACCUGGCCCACAUCAUCGAGACACAGCGUGCCGACCUCUCUGCCGACCCAUUCCUCAACCAAGUGUGUGGCGUGGAUGACAACAAGUUCUGCACUGGCAUGGAGAGCGGAACACAUUUCUCAUGCCUUUUGGAUGUGCUGGACCGCAACCCCCAGGGCCUCAACUCAGAUUGUCGAGAGGCAUUGAGGAAGAGGCAGGAGAUGUACAGUGCUGCCAUCAAGAUGACCAACAUUGGGUCGAUGAGUGAUCUGGUGCGGCACGUCAACGCCUCGACGGAGAGGACGUACCUGCUGGUGGUGCUGUUUGUGUUGGUGGGCGCCAUCUUCAUCGGGGGCCUUUUCUGUGGAAGGGUCACCAAGCGAACCAAGUUUCUCAAGGAUAGAUAAAAGAUUGUUGGUCCCUUCUCCUUUUCCCUCCUCCUCUUUCACUCUCUGCCUUGCUUAUCCCUGCCUUUAUCCUCACCGUUAUCCUUUUGUUUUUAUUUUCCUCUAUUUCUCUUUUAAUUCUUUUUCUUUUUGUUUUUCUCUUCCUCUGUUUCUCUUUUAAUUCCUCUCCUUUAUCUUUUUCUUUUCUCUUCACCUAUUUCUUCUUUA
Molecule: messenger RNA, 3555 nt
Organism: Portunus trituberculatus (swimming crab)
Lineage: Eukaryota; Metazoa; Arthropoda; Malacostraca; Decapoda; Portunidae
Gene: Glg1
Product: Golgi apparatus protein 1-like
Cellular component (GO): Golgi membrane
Molecular function (GO): fibroblast growth factor binding
Source: RefSeq, a predicted model, not a curated record